GGUCUCCCCUCGAAUUGUUGGAGUGGAAGAUAAAUUUUUGUUUGUAUUAUAUUUGAUUUUCAUUCUUUACCCGUUCUUUCUGGAACUAGUGUACUAGUUCCGCAGCUCAUUUAAUGAACGUUUCCAGGUGAUUGAGUUAUCCCUAUGUUUGUUUUGAUUUUAUCAUUUAUCACCUACUCCCGUUUUGAUCUUUGUUGCCUUGCAACUGCGUCGAUGAAAUUGGACUUAGACUUUGAAAUCCAGUUCAGUCCUGGUGAAGUUGGAUUUCAUUUUUGUUAUAAAAAUUGAGUUUUGAUGUUGGAAAUUUAAUUAGAACCGAACACAUGUGCAAAAAAAUGAAUAUGAAAAUAUCUUUCCAACAGGAUCCAGAGUGGAGCAAAUAAAAAUUGCUCCUUAAAAUAUAUGAAGAAACUUUUGAGGUUGUUUUAUUCCUCUCCAUAAGGUUGGAUUUAAAGCAGAUUUUCGAUUCUGAUGGAAGUAUAAUUGAAUAUUUUGAAAAAAUGCACGACUUGGAAGCAAACAAAGAUAGUGUAAAUUAUUUAGUAAAACGGCUAUGUUGGUGCAUUUUACAGCAGGAAGGAAUUGUAAACGACAGUGGAGAACAAUGUCUGAGAAAACUAAAGGCGGUGGCAUUCACUAUUCUGCUCUCGAAAUAUGCCAAAAAUGAAUCAGAAGCGGAGUUUGAACCUCAGCGAGCAUUGGGGCUGCAAAUGUUUGCGGCUAAAAUCGGCUCUCACGCAAAUAAUGAGCACUUCUUCUCAGUCUUCGAAAAGCAAAUUGAUGCCGUACAAAAUGAGCCCUACUUUAAUGUCGGACCAGGCAAACAUGUAGUGAAAUUUCUUUUGGCUCUACAGCGGAGCGGACACGAUGAACGUGAAAUAGCCUAUAUAAGUCCCCCAACAUUGCUAAUGCCGGGCAGUUUUACCCUACAUGCCGAUUCCAGCCAUAAUAGACACUAUCCCGAACCGAGUGAUUAUGACCUAAUGAAUCCAAAGCCAAGACUUUUUAAAGGUGUUCAACAACUUAAGUCACCUGAUAAUCCCUAUUUGCCCCGAUCCAUUUUCGACGGCGAAAGGGACCGAUUGAGUACCAUGCAUGAUAAAUUUGCUAGUACACACUCAAGAGUGUAUAAUGACGAUCCGUCUGAAAUAACUUUCACAGGAAUGACAAAGCGCUUGCUUGGAACAGCAAUGCGUAUAAAUUCCAGUGCCCUCCGGUUAUUUCCGGAGUCUAUUUUUCAGCCCAUUAACCGUUUGCAACCAGCCAAGAAAACGCAGCAAAUACCUCUCCAAAAGCAUGCAAAUAACGAACCUCUUGACCCUGGAAACGAGCAUCGUGUUUUCUCUUGGAAUUGGGAAGGGCUUGGUUGUUUCGGAGUUUCGUGCUUAAAACCAUUUGCUGGCGAUGCUAGUGUGACAUUGCUUUUGCAGGGCUAUGUAAAUCAAACAAGAAAUUAUCAUAGCCAAGCAAAAAUUAUGAAUGAAAAAUGUUUUAUCACCGAUCUAAAAUUGUUAACAGUUGGAAUACAAUCGGACACAUUCCAGCAUGACGAACUCAUCGUGUUUCAUAUGGAGUCCAACGUUACCAUUGAAGGCGUAUUGCCGACAACAAUCAAGAAUUUAGUAUCCGAGUUCCUUGAAUGUGGAACCUGCUACAAACGAAUGCAAACCAUGAUAAUGAAGAGAGACUAUAAGCUCAUGUUCGAAGGAUUCAUGUUUAAGGCCUUGUGUAGUGCCAUUGACGAGUACUUGAUGACCUUUCGUCAGUUCGUUUUCGGGCACUCCGAUGAACACAUACUAGGCUUACACCAGCGUCUCAAGAAAGUAAUGAAACAAAUAAUUUGCCUCUCUUACACAUUGGCCAUUCAUCCAAAAGUGGACCCCAGUGUUAAACCCCCAAUGGGAUCUCAAUUCCUGGGCUAUUUGUAUAGAGAAAUUAUGCGUUUGACGGAGAACGACUUAAUUUCAGUCUUAAUAUAUUUGUUAAAGAAGUGCUGUCAUGUUUAUUUCAAGCACUUACAAAAGUGGAUAUAUUAUGGUCUGUUGGAAGAUCCUUGUAAUGAGCUCUUUGUGGCAUUUGUGGACCAUUACAGGGAGAAUACAAAAUACUUCUACGAUAAGGCAUAUUCAGUCCGAAGGGAAGUUGUACCAGACUUUUUUCAAAGCUUCGAGGAUCAAAUACUGCAAUGUGGCAAAUAUACCAUGCUGCUCAAGGCGUAUGACCCAAAUCACCCUUUGUUUGACUUGGAAUACCCGCCCAUAUCGGUGUGCCUUUCAGUGGCUGAGAUAGAGCGUUUAGAAGAAACAUGCAAGUCGUAUUUUAAUAAAGCGCGAAGGCUGUGCUCGAAUCCAAUAACGAUAAGCGAGGUUUUUGAAACCAGGAAAGAAGCAAAACGACAGUUUUUUCAGCGAAUGCUUAAAAGAUCUCAAGCUAACAUUGAACGUUGGAAUGAUGAACGAAACGAUAUGGCUCAGGCAGCAGCAGAGCGAAAGAAAAAACAACUGGAGGAACUCUCAGCGCAGCUGCAAGAUGCCAGGAGGCGCAAAAUUCUUGAGCGCAAGCUUAACGUAGAAACUGAACUCAAGUACCUGCGAGAAGCGGAAAAAGUAGAACAACAGCGUUUGGCAAUUGAUAAUAUAAAUCUCCGCAAACGCAUCGAGUACUACCAGGAAUUGCACAACGUAAUAAGCGAAAAGGACGAAGAAAAAGCCAGUAAAUUAUCAUUAGUUAUACCAUCCUCUGUUGUGGUGCAGCCAUCGCCUCGUACUCCAGUAAGUACAGCUGGAACAGAAUUUGAAUCUUGUUUCGGGGACGAGGAACAAACAUCGGAGUAUGAAGAAUGUACUUCGGAGGACUUUAUAGAGGGUUUCCAAGAAAACGAAGAUGCACUCCACAUCAUGACGAAGGCUAAUGAAGAAAGGAAUGAAGAGGCAAGAAGUGAACACGACACUAUUACAGCGGUAAUCGAUAUGAAAGGAAAAAAUUUUAAUAAUACCGUGAUAAAGCGUAGCGCCUCAGAUGUAUUAAACUCGAAUGAAUUACCAGAUAAUGAUAAUGUUUUGUUGCAAAACCGACAGAAAGCAAUGUCGGGCACAGAUGUUGAAUGCUGUGUCCACUUUGAAAACACUUCUGCCGCUACAAACCUUCAAGAGGGGCGUAAAGGAAUAUUUCCUGGAAAUAAGAUACCGUUAAAGGAAACUGAAGGAAAUCAACUCAAAGUUUUACCUGAGGAGAUUGAAAUUCCAAGCAAAAAUUCCCAAGGCGUUAUGGAGUCAGAUAUAAAUCUAAACCAAGAGGAAACCCUGUUGACCGAUCUGCAGCGAAAUCGCCGACGCAUGAUGCAAAACGAUUUAUUCAGUGAAAUCAAUAAAAAUGCGUUGGAGAACCGAACACUAAUGUACCUUGAUCUGAACAGUGAUAGGGCCAAAAAUCGCAAGAGAGUAUUAGAAAGUGAAUACAAUAUUAUAACCGGUGCUUUAGAUAUCAAACGAGCUAGUUCGGAGGUGACAAUUCCCACUGACACACCCCUAACUCCCAUGUCAACGGCAUCGGACGAUGUUCACUUAACAACAGACGUUUUGAGUGAAAAGGAUGCAGAUACACGUAAUGGAAACUCCUGUCCAGAGGCACUGCUUAUGUCAGACGCAAAUGAUCGUAGACCCAAUUUGAAAGUAAGUGUCCUUGUAUCUUCAGAAUUCACUCAACAAGCUGUUUCAACGACGGCAUGUACCCUUUCUGAGGCAACACCUGAAUGUGCAUUGAACACAGCUGGUAUUAUGGCCAAGCAAGGAUUUUUGUUUCCCGACGAUUAUAUUCCUACCAAGCACCAGAAAAAUGCGUCAGCCUUGACGGCUUUUACCGAACACCUUAAGCAAGAAGGUGGCGAUGAAAAAGAUACUUUACCUGAACGAGCCUACGACGAUCCAUAUAAACGCUGUCAAGAAUUAGUGGCCACGAACUUUAAAUGUGGAACGACUAGUCCUUUCAUGCGAUUGAAUACUUUUACACACAAUUCGGCGCCGGUGAGAAAGGAUUCUGCUUUAACAGAAUUUUUAACUGAGUUUCUGCAGAAAUCUGUAGUUAUUCCAAUGAGUACCCAUUUGGAAUUGAUAAACAAUGAAGUUAUGCGCAUGUUCUUACAUGACCUUAAAGUGCUGGAUCACUUCCGCAGCUUGCGCAACUAUUUUUUCAUGAUGGACGGAGAAUUUGGUUCUAUUAUAUGCGAUGGAAUUAUAGGCAAGCUAGAAACUGGAGCGAAGCCGGAAAAGCUGCUAAACUACCAAAUAUUGCAUUCGAUUUUGGACACUGCUCUGGGUGCAAGUAUUACGGGAAAGGAUAAAAAUGCAGAGAACUUGUCAUUCAUAGUAAGCGAUGUUCCCGAAAAGUUUGAACUCACGUCGCCAGAUGUUUUGAAUAAUCUCAGCCUAAGCUAUCGAAUAAGCUGGCCACUGAAUCUCAUUCUGAACCCGGAAACAUUGGAACAGUAUGCUAAUAUUUUCAAAUACCUUGUGCGCGUCCGACGCAUAAGUUGGAUUUUGGAAAAGAGCUACCAAAUUCUAAAGGAGAACGUCAAACAAUAUGGAAAACGCAUACUAAGGUCACCCCAGUACAGACAUGUCCAGCUGAUACGCCAUAAAUUCUAUCACUUUGUUGUACAUUUGCAAAAUCAUAUAACGUCAAAUGCCAUGCAAGCCUCCUGGAAAACCUUCAAAGAUGAACUUGUUUCGGCAAAGACCAUCGAAGACAUUUAUCGAAAGCAUGCCACCUACAUAAAACGCAUCUUGUUCUUGUGUAUGCUAAAUAAAAGGAGUGCCGAGUUCUACAAUGCCAUAGACAAUGUCUUCAAAAUUACAAUACGUUUUUACAACAACCUGAAGUCUAGAGAGUUCAAAUUGAAGCCAGGAGAAGAAUUCUACACGCAUUCCCGGUAUGAAAAACUGGCGAAUGAUGAAAUCGAGUUUGAUAAGUUCAUUAAAUUUACCAUAUAUUUGGGCAAUAAAAUUGUCCGACAUGGUUAUCAAGCUGAAAUUGGCGAAUUUAUAAAUUUAAUUAAUUUCAAUCAGUAUUAUCUGAAAACAAUAUGCUAAUAAAAAUGUACACAUAAUAAGCUAA
This is a messenger RNA of Musca domestica (house fly), 5112 nucleotides long. RefSeq lists its product as uncharacterized. Gene Ontology annotation, molecular function: gamma-tubulin binding; microtubule minus-end binding. Gene Ontology annotation, biological process: cytoplasmic microtubule organization; spindle assembly; mitotic cell cycle. NCBI's taxonomy places the organism in Eukaryota, Metazoa, Arthropoda, Insecta, Diptera, Muscidae. The coding region runs from base 501 to 5087 and encodes 1528 amino acids. The transcript is spliced from 11 exons. Gene Ontology annotation, cellular component: centrosome; spindle pole; gamma-tubulin complex. The record is from RefSeq and is a predicted model, not a curated record.